CUCUUACAUUUCGUUUCAGUAAGCUAUUAUAUACAUUUUCGUAAUGAAGUUGACCAAGCACCAGCUGAAGAUAAUUCCAAUCAUUCAACGGAAAUACAACGUGUCUAUCGCAUUUCUGAAGUCUAAUUUGGCCAACAUUGAAAAAUUUCUUUGGUAUGCUUUGAGCCCCCGAUUGGUCAUCAAGCGCAUUGCUAUUCGAAAAUGCAAUAAACCUCGUGUCAUAUUAAAUUAUUACCAUUUGAGGAGGGUGUUGUUUGAUCAAGCGGAACGCAAAGUAAUCAAAACCCGUAGGCGGAAUGUUCAGCAGUGGUCUCGGCAGAUGGUUUGCUACUUGCGUAAAAAAUACGGCACUAAGGAGCACAUUGAAAUAACAUCGCUGGGCGAUAAUUUAGAUGUUAUAGAUACUUCUAAGAAAUUAACUCCCAGAGGUGGAAACAUGGCCCCUGAGGAAGUAAGCAAACAACUAAAAGAGCAGCUAGAACUACUUCGCAGUGGAAAACGCAUAGUGCCACUCAUGGAAAGGGAAAAUAAAUCAGCUGAAAAUGAGAUCAUCGACACAGAUUCUACACAGAAAGCGAGGGGUAAUCUAUUAGAGGAAAAUCCCAACUUCACUCCAAGUGCAGCAAAAUGUAGCACUAAACAUACCAGAGAAGAUGUGAUCAAUGAAUGUAGUCAUACUACAACUGAAGUAUUAAAUAAGACUGAGGGCGUUGUCCAAAGCACUUUGGAGACAACACCGGAAAAACAAAUAAUAGGGAGGGUCGAUACUCGAUUAGAGCAACCAAAGCAUAGCUAUAAGGCAGAUAGAAAUAUUGAUGUUGACGGUGAGACUGUUGAACUAUCUCCAACUGAUGGUACAAAAGCGGCAUCUCGACCCGAAAUAUAUCAGCACUGUUCGGAUAAAUCAACGUCAAAACCGUUAAGCAGCAAUAGUAAUUUUUUGGAUAUGCUCAUGAAUAAGGUGCGUGGGAAAAGGACCUUAAACGACACUUCCACUGACUCUACUACACCUCCGUCUAGAUAUCCAGGUAGCAGAUCUCCAGAACGUAGUUUUGAUAAAAGUCUUGAAAACAACGACCAUUUCACAGAUUCAGGCGAAGAGUUCUUCGGCUUCGAUGAAACAGAGCGCUUGCCCGGGAUGAUGCUAACCCCCGUUGUACCAUUUUCAGCCCAGUCCAAAGGUAACGCAAAUGCCGCCUUUGUCAGUGAAUCGCUUAAUGAGUUCAUGCGUGAGAACUUGCUAGAAAGUAGCAACUGUGUGGCCGAUAGCAUUGAAAACGCAGCAGGACGAAAGCAUCGGCAGGCCACACUGGAUGGAUUGGUUACUCCCGAUUGUAUUCCUCCCCGUAUAGACAUGCCCCUUGUGCCGGAGAGUUUGCAAAAACUAAGGACGGUCGCAGAGCGACGUCAAUAUCUGCAGAAAUUCAACCGAAAUCAUAAGCUAUCUAUCAUCAAUAAUGAAGCGGCCAUUUGUCGUGAGUUGCAAAGAAAAAUGAGACACCAAAAAUCAAAGAGCGUGUCACAGCAGUUGUUGCAAGCCCCAAACUCGCAAAUGCCAUUCACUCGGCAGGGUUGGCAAGCGGCUUCCUUCGUUACCACAGAAUUCAAUCAUUACUAUUAUCAAACCUUAGAUGUGAGUGAUGGUCAGGAGAGAGAGCGUGUGCGACUUCCAGGUGUGCGCGGUAAUAAUGAAGAACGCGACAAGCAAUCUUACCAUAGUCGGGUGCCGAGCAAUGUUUUAACACGAGAAUGUAAAAGAAAUAAUUGUAGCGAUGCUUUAGUGUGGCGCGACUUGAAACCGCUAAAAACGGAGCCCGACAAGAAGAAGCUUAAUAAGUCACCACUGCCAAGUGUAUUCAAGCCUUGCCCACUAUCACACAAGCCUUUUCAAAAACCAUUAGAUGAUGAGACAACGCCCCUAUUGUUAGGUGGCGGUAGCAUGGCGGUGGUGCGUAUGCCGGUUGUAGAAUUGGAAGUUUUUCCAGCACUCGGCAAGCCGUUGCACGAAGUAGCUAGACGCUACCUGGAGUACAUACUUCCGAACUGCGACAUAACGCGCGAGUGGGCCGAGUUUAGUGUGUCUACAUUACAACAAUCUGCAGAUUACAAUCAAAAGGAAACCCCCUCGAAUCAGACAAAUGAUAAGAUAAUUCUCUCCAACGGCCCGCCGGAAUCUUUUUCGUUUCCCAUUCCAUACCAAAACGAUCGCAGUCAUAUUUUGGUGCGUCGUGUAGUUGAUCGUUCAGAAAAACUUGAUGAGACAUUCGAGACAGCCGCAUCGUGUGUAGAAGACUUCACUUUUCGUACGAAUAUUGACGAACGUGAUAAUGUUUUAGUAGAGUGUGCAGACGUGCUCAGCGAAAUGAUAAACUGUGUUGCCAUAAGUUGCAGUGAGAACUCUUUCAUAAAGAUAGAUCCAGAUGGAUUGCAAGUAGACAACGCAGAGGAAGAUAUUAAGUACGAUAAGACAGUUGAUAAGUGGUCUCCUAAAGAUGAUAAAAUUGCUAACAACAAAAUGGCGACCGACGAUUCCAAACAGGGCAAUCAAGCAGCUGCGCAUAAAAAACAAAAUCGUCUUUUACUGGAACUGCGACGUCUAAACGCAACAAUAAUAGAUGCGGCUGUUAAAGCUGAAAAAGGAGCGAAGCCUUGUACGAAAGAAUACUGUGCUCUUGGUUGUGUCUGCAAGAGUCUCGCAGACGACUAUCCUUUACGCCAACAUUGUGGGAAAUCUAAGUGCGUCAUAGAAUGUACAUGCAAAGGAACAAAUCAAUCUCGUAUAAUGCGCCUAGAGACAGAUGGGCGUUCGAUCACCACCGAAGACGCAUUUAUGCUACGUAGAAAGGCUACUGCACGACUAGCACGUAUGGAAAAAGAGUUCACAUCCACUAUUGUCUUGACAGAAAAUGAGACUCUUCUCAUAAAUGAGUCGCAAUAUGAUAAGAAGAGGCGGUGCACGAAAGCUCCGAAACGCUACGAAGACUUUGCCGAUACUGACGACGACUAUAUAGGACGAUCCGCGGCGAUCAUACCACCAAAUAAAUCCCAAAAUGCUGCUGUAGUGUCAAUUGAAGCAGCCACGGAAUCGUCGCCGAAUUCUGGUUUCUCAGAAACCACUACUGAGCUUCGCGAACCUAUUUAUGUCAGGGAUAAAGAGUUGGAACAACUUAAGCAUUGUACUAUUCCAUUGGUUCGUUUUGCAAGUACCCAAAAUAUGGCAGUGUGGUGUAUGGUUCAUGAGUUAUAUAAAUGCUAUUGUGGUGGACGUGCCACAGAUGGAAAACCACUCGUCAUUGAAAAGGAUUCCGGUGGCCAUACAACUACUAGUAACGACCAAGCUAGUUUAGGAAGUAAGCAAAAUGUGCUGGCGGAAGAGGAAUAUUCAUUUUCGUCAACAAAGGCGCGAUAUUCAUUCGAAAAAGUGGAGGAAGAGGUAGAAGAAGAAGAGGAGGAGAACCAGGAGCAAAAUAGAAGUAAUAAAAAACAAACAGAAAAAAGAAAAAGUACUGACCGUAAAACUCAAGGCAGUGUUGUUAAAUAUAUUAGCUCAGAUGAUGAAAGGAGUGAAAGUGAUAGGGGAGAAGAUGUGUCGGAAGAUUCACUCUGUUCAGACUUUGAGGCAGAAAAUCCCCGAGCGAAGAGACCAAAGCUUCUAACGAAACGUCAAGAAAGGCGUGGUCGUCCAAGUGAAAUAAACUUUAUUAAUAAAUAUUUUAACACUGAAACUGAUUCAUGUCGGCGGGUGGUUGUGGUUCCUCGAAAAACCUACCUGCGUUUAAAUCGCAAGCGGCGUGCGGAAGUCCAAGAUUUCAAAGCUAAGCACGAAAGCAAACAAACUAUGUUGUUGUUGAACGAACACAUAUUACGUUCAGUUUAUUACCAUAAGCACGAAGUCGAGAAGCAGCGAAAAGAAGCAACACAGGAAGCGCUAGCUCAAUUCAAUAAAAAACGAAAACUCCAAGAAGGAGACAUCUCGGAAGUAGCUGAUGGGCCCAAAAAAGAAUUGUAUAAAGAAAAAACAGAACCGGUGAGAAAGAAGACAUUGAAUGACAAAGAUAGACAAAUUGUAGAAUUAACUGAUGAGGACUCAUGUCAAUCUUCUCGUUCGUCGUUGCUUUCAAUGUCGUCGAGUAAACCAACAUCUCAUAGAAGACUACGCAAAAGAAGUCGCCAGCAAGAAAAAAGUAACAGUAAUACUGAUCGCUGUAGCGCAGAGUUCGAAAGCAACGUUUUAGUAGAAGACAAUAGUUUGUCCGAUUUAACAGCAUCCGCUAAAUCCAACCGUAAUGGGCCGUCUGAAAACACGAUAAAAAAUUUGGAGGAUGAAACGAAAUCACUAGACAUUCAAAAGAAUCACAAUACUAACGACUUAGUUAUCAGCGAUGAUGCAGAACCGUCGGGAUCAUCCAUUUCUGGCUAUACAGGCGCAGAUGAGCCUGCCACAGAUAUCAGUUCGGUUGCGACAGAGUGCUCAGCCGAACUCUCCCUAAAUAUGCAACCUUCGUCUUCACUUUCGCAUUCGCGAAUAGAUUUCUUUAGAGAUGUGGUGCGAAGCAUGAAUAGCUUGGUGAAUAAGAAGAUGCAGGAUAUUGGCUUAGCAUUGAAGCGUGAGAGCAAGGUUAUUCCUGCCCCUAAUAAUGAAAUAUUGUGCAUCAUCAAAUGGUCCAACUUUUUGGAUGCCUUUAAUGAAGGUUUUGUUUUCAUAUGGCAAGUAAAGCUACGAGAUGACCAAACAUUCUUCGCGGCAACUAUCAGCAACAUGAUGCCUAUGGUACUGGACGCUGUGGGUGUCAUAAAUAUUGCAGCAUUGCCAAUACCGCAGCUACCUUUGCUGGGUCGCAUGCUGCUACAACGUUGCCGCAGUAAUCAAACUCGUGAUUUGGCGAUUGUAAUGCAGGGUCGGGCGAAGUACUGGCUUGUUAAGGGUUUCUUGCGUGCUGAUAAGUCUAGCGCUUGUGCCAAGCCAACGCCAAAAUCUCACCCUUUGCUUACGCGUAAAAUCAAUGUACUAUCCAGUUUGUUGGCCAAACAGCAUAUUCGUGAACUUAAUAAAAAAGUCGUACAAAAACAGAACGAGCAGCUGCGAGAAACGCCAGAUGCAGAAAAAAGCAAUUCAACCGUUUCAGCCCAAAACAGCAGCAAAGUGCAACCAUCUCUUCCAUCGCCAGUUCUUCGCGAACAAAAAGUAUCUGCAAAUAUUAGUAAUAACAACAGUAAAAGCACUUGCGAUAUGCUUAACGCAAAACAAGGAUCAAGUGGAAGAAAAACGCAACAGCAAAAUAAACUCCAGCCACCGAUAGUGCGCUGCCCUGUGCCGCCUAGUACAAUAAGCAGCAGUACAUUGACUACAAUUGAUAAAUCAAAAUCGUAUACUGGGUUAUCGAAGUUGCAGGAACUAAUUGGAAGUAGUCACUAUACGGAAAUGAAGACAAACAUUACUUUUCGGAACCUUACUUCGCUUGAUAUUAAUGAUCUGGAUGGGCUAGACGUGACAUCUGAGCCACAUCGUUGGCUUGUACUUGAUCUUUAUAAAGACUUUUCGCAUAUAUAUGUUCCAGACUUUCAAGAACUAGUGUCUCUCGAUCGCAUUCAGAAAGUGAUGACCUUCAGUAGACAAAAGCAAAAGAUUGUCAAAUUGCAAUUCUUCCAAAACGCCGCCUAUGAUGCGUUCGUAACUCCGACUUCUCAACGUAAAAUUUAUUUUGGUCCUUUAAAACUUAAUACGCCCCCACCAUUGUUGAUUUUGUUACAAAGCGUCGACGGAAAGAUGGUGUUGCGAGAAUCAUAUCAACAAAUGCACAAUAUACAAGCGGAUUCAAACGACAGUACCUCAGCUUUUUGGUUAAUCCGGAAGAAUGGCCAGGUUCAUCCUGAGUUGGAAUUGCCUGGCAACACCGAAGGAGUCAUUCCGGUUGAAGAGGAGCCAAUCGGCGAGAUACAUCCGUCAAAAGCCAAACAACAGUCCAAUUUUUCAGAAUCUGAUGAUGAUUGCAUGAUUGUAGAGAAAGAGGAAUCUUUGGUGCCAUUUUCACCAAUUGUGCCACUGUCGCAACCAAAUAUUACAUUGAAGUCUUUAUCGGACUUACAAACAGAGUCCAAUCAGCCUGCAUUGGCACGUCAGCUAACCAACUUCACUAUUCAGAAGAGCGCUAAUUCCAAUCGGUUGCAAAUAACAAAUAAUGGAACCACGGCCGAAGCGCCAACCUCGCUGUUUCAAAAUUUACCGAAUACCACUGAAGGGGAUGUAAUACCCCCAACGCAAAUCCCAAUAAUACCAAUGAAAUUGCCCCUGAACACUCAAUUUGUGCCGCUAUCAGGCGCUGCUCCUUCACAACAAAUAGUUCCAAUGCUAGACGAACAGCCCGCCCCUAUUUUAUGUGGUCUUCCACCUAACGCUGUUAUCACAGGUGUAACACCGGCGCCACAAGAAGCGCCAUACGCCACGACAAUAUUUAUUUCCAGUCUGUCCUCAACUGCGUCAACUGUUACUGGCAGCACACAGCUUCAUGAUAAACAAGUUACAGCCAUUACACAGCCUAGCACUACUGUUUCCUCUGCCUCCGUUUUCUCUCAUAACAUUGCGAAUACUAACAGCACUGCUAUAACCGGUACAUUUGGCACAACGUCUAAUGUCAGGUUCCUUACUCCGGAUGUAAGAGUUACUGCUACCGCAGAUUCUCCUGCCACUGCUAAUUCCUCCGCGUCUCCUACUUUGGCUACAAUUUGCAAUGUUAAUCCCACCAUAUUUUCCAAACCAACGGCUCAGCAGCAGGGCAAUGCAUUGCUUGAGCAUUCGAGCGGUUUGUCAACUCAGUCGACCAUUACAUCAAAUGAUCACUCCGUCACAGAGCAGCAGCAAUUACCGACGGAUGAUAAAAAUUCUACGAACACAUCAACGGUCGCUUGGAAACGAUUUAUGUUGGAUGAAAACUCUAAGUCAUCGACUAUUGGCUCUACAACAAUUACGAAAAUGGCUGAAAAAGUCGAGUCUCCAACUAGAAUUGGAGUAGCUACUAAACCGCUAAUAACGCCAACGAGUCUUGAAGAAAGUGAAUUUGAGCCAGUUGCCUCGAUCGUUUUUAAGCCGGAAGCAGUGUUAACUUCUAAAGAGGCUAAAAAUUCAUAUCCUCUUAUGACAAACAUUGUACCAACACAUGGUACGCUUAAUUUAACAACAAAUACAGCAUCGGAAACUACAACCACAAUUACUUCCACCACAAAAGCUGCGAGCUCGAAAGCAGUACCGCUUGCAUUAUCACAGCCUAUACCCCUUAGAAAGGUCACGUCUUCUGUAUCAAAAACAGCCCCGACUGGAACAAAGUCCGAGGUUACUUCUCAUAAAUUGUCUCCAGUGAAAGAACCACCUAAAGAGCGACAUAUCAUGCCCAAAAAAAGUAUUGCGAAAUUUGCUCCGUUUUCGUAUGGAACAAGUGCGAAGAUAACCACAAAUAAUACUACUAAAAUAAAUUCCACAGAUGCAAUGUCAAAAACUCAAAAUACAACGAUCUCAAUAUCAAAUAACUUUAUCCAAUCAUUCGUUCAGCAGCUUAAAAUUCCGUCACAACCGUUAAGGCCACUUACUGCACCAUCUUUCGGAGCUCGCCUGUCGUUACCGUCUUCAACUCAUAUCAGCUCAACGACAGCAACCACCUCUCAAGUGAUAAAUGCCAAUAGCGUGUCCACACCUAAGCCGCUAAUAAGUGUUAGGCCUGCAGUUCCAAUACCACAACGUAUGGGCACUGGAAAUUCUGCAACGCAACGCCGUAGCGACUCUGCACUUUUGGGGCCUAGCAUCGUUAAUAUGAAAGGAGGUGCCGUAAUGACGACGAGAACGGUACCAGCACAAUACACUGUUUCGCAAAACAUCCCAUCAACCACAAGUACAACUUUGAUAUCUCGUCCAGCUACAGCUACAAUUGUGACGCCAAAGCCUAGAGCGACGGUUAACGCCAAUACAACAUUCAAAUCGGGAGCAUGUAAAGCAGACGAACAGUACGGUAUAUUUUGUUCUGGCUCAAUCGAUAGUUCGCCCAGAUUUUGGGCAAAACGCGUAAAAAAUUCUUACAUUAUUAAGGUCCCUGGCUUAAGCACUGUUGUGCAUCGUACCGACUUGGAAAGCGUUAACACAUAUCUGAAUCAGCACCUUAUGAGGCAGAGCCCUGCUAUGAAAUCAAAGCUUCCGGUUAAGUGGAAGUUUGUGCCAUCAGAUCAGUUGAAUCUACCAAUUAAAAUGUUGACUUCUAAUAGGGAUGGCAGCACUACUGAGAAAUUUCUUGUGCGACGAGUAAAAGCGGCAGAAAAUGAUUCAUCUGCAACGAAAGGUGUAUCUUCAAGCCCUGUUUAUAAUUUUUUGAAGGACGUUGCGAAAGUUCCUGCUUCCACGCCGGACACAAAAUGUACCGAACCAAUUUUAAUCGAAGACUAAAUAUAAUAAAUAAAUAAAGGUCUCGUUUUGUAUCGAAAUAUGUAGUUAACCAAUAUUUUAUAUGUAUUUAUAUGGCUCUUCAAUAAGAAUAUCUACUUUCGUUAAUAUCGAAUGUAACCUUUUAACUUAUUAUUAUAAAUCCUAGGUUAUGUGUUGUAUAUUCCGAAAUAGUUGUAGUCGCCUUGUACUGUUAAGGUUUGUUAAACUUACUAAAUUUUAAGGCACAGUGCUUUGUUAGUUAUUCUUUUGUAAUAAUUUGUAUGAGAAGCAUUGAUCCAUGCGUAUAUGCCGUUUAAGCAGAUAUUUGUUUGCUUAUUUACCUGCAUAUGAGUUUGCCGACAUGGGUGUAUAAGCAAAAAAGGAAGCGUAGCAAAUAAAACACGAGUUAUAAAAAUUAUCUGUA
Molecule: messenger RNA, 8828 nt
Organism: Rhagoletis zephyria (snowberry fruit fly)
Lineage: Eukaryota; Metazoa; Arthropoda; Insecta; Diptera; Tephritidae
Gene: ocm
Product: over compensating males
Source: RefSeq, a predicted model, not a curated record